CUUCCAGAAUUAGCCGCUUCAUGGCUGUGUCGCUGCAGUCGGUAAAUGAACGUUUGAUGUGGUGUUUGUCAAGAUAGUGUUUUAGUGUGUUUACAGUGAAUUAUUCCGCAAUAGUAUAAUCCUAAUUGAGGUUAAAGCUUUUAAGGAGUAGAUGAAGGUGACGGUAUGUCUCGCAACAAAGACAAGCAUGAGGGCGCAAGCGGGCGCACUUAUCAUAUCAUGUCGGAGGCGGAACGAGCGUCAGGCCGGCGCGGCGGUUGGACCUCACUUGAGGUAACAGGAGGUGUCCGCGCCCUGGCGCCCCAGCUGUUCCAACUGUCGCACCUGACCGCGCUGUACCUGAACGACAACUCGCUGCAGCGGAUCCCGCCCGACAUCAACAUGCUCGCCAACCUGCACACGCUGGACGUGUCCAACAACAAGCUGCGGACGCUGCCCGCGGAGCUCGGCGAUCUCAUACAGCUAAGAGAGUUACUCCUACACAACAACUACCUCAGAGUGUUGCCGUACGAACUUGGCAAGCUCUUCCACCUCCAGAAAUUGGGAUUGCAUGGAAACCCGCUGAGCAAGGAGAUGCUAUCGAUAUACAACGAGAGCAACGGCACCUCCAAGCUGCUGACGUAUAUGCUGGAUAAUUUACAAGCCUACACGAAUGAAUCAGUCACUGCCACCUUGCCGCCACAGAGGCCUUGGAUACCCUUAACGCGACCUAACAGAACUCGUCCUACCUGUAUCUUUACGGUUAUGUGCUACAACGUCCUCUGCGACAAAUACGCCACGAGACAAAUGUAUGGCUACUGCCCCAGUUGGGCGUUAGAAUGGGAUUACCGGAAGAAAGGAAUUCUGGAUGAAAUUAGACAUUAUUCCGCAGACCUAAUUAGUUUACAGGAAGUAGAAACCGACCAAUUUUACAACUUCUUCCUACCAGAGCUUAAAAGCGACGGCUACGACGGCAUUUUCUCACCAAAAUCGCGAGCGAAGACCAUGGGCGAGUCGGAAAGAAAAUACGUCGAUGGUUGUGCCAUCUUCUUCAGAUCUGCAAAAUUCGCGUUAGUAAAAGAGCACCUAAUCGAAUUCAACCAGCUCGCGAUGGCUAACAGCGAGGGCUCGGACAACAUGUUGAACCGCGUCAUGCCCAAGGACAACAUCGGUUUGGCGGCGCUGCUGAAGACCAAAGAAGCGGCCUGGGAGAAUGGCAUACCAACGGACUCGUCGAUGCUCGGGCAGCCAAUUCUAGUAUGCACGGCACACAUCCACUGGGACCCCGAGUUCUGCGACGUGAAGCUGAUCCAGACGAUGAUGCUCAGCAACGAGCUGCGCAGCAUCCUGGACGACUCGGCGCGCACGCUGCGGCUGGCGGGCCAGCGCGAAAACGUGCAGCUGCUACUCUGCGGAGACUUCAACUCGUUGCCUGACAGCGGUGUUGUGGAGUUUCUAUCGGCGGGGCGCGUAUCGUCGGAGCAUCGCGACUUCAAGGCGCUCGGGUACGCCACCUCGCUGCGCCGCAUGCCGGGCUCCGAGCACGAGUUCACGCACAACUUCAAACUGGCCUCCGCAUAUAGCGAGGACAUCAUGCCCUACACCAACUACACAUUUGACUUCAAGGGUAUAAUCGACUACAUAUUCUACUCAAAGCAGUCGAUGACGCCGCUGGGGCUGCUGGGGCCGCUGUCGCAGGACUGGUUCCGCGAACACAAGGUGGUCGGUUGCCCGCAUCCGCACAUACCCUCAGAUCACUUCCCCCUGCUGGUGGAGCUGGAGAUGUGUCCGGCGAGCGCCAACUCCAACGGGCUGAUCGGGCGCAGGUAGCACGCGUCGCCGCCGCGCCGGCGCCGCUAGCGCCCCCCCC
Molecule: messenger RNA, 1849 nt
Organism: Cydia amplana
Lineage: Eukaryota; Metazoa; Arthropoda; Insecta; Lepidoptera; Tortricidae
Gene: twin
Product: CCR4-NOT transcription complex subunit 6
Exons: 13
Coding region: 166-1809 (547 amino acids)
Biological process (GO): nuclear-transcribed mRNA poly(A) tail shortening
Cellular component (GO): cytoplasm; CCR4-NOT complex; nucleus
Molecular function (GO): poly(A)-specific ribonuclease activity; protein binding
Source: RefSeq, a predicted model, not a curated record